GGGCAGGAGCACAGGGCAGGACUCCUGGGUCCGGUCCCAGGCUCAGCCAUUGAUUCCUCUCCCCCCGACCUGACAUGUCCCUCUGUGCCUCAGUUUCCCCACAUGGAUGGGGGUGCCCCUAGCUGUUGGCUUCUCGUUUACUUACCCGUUUGGCUUCCCUGAGGCACCAAGGGAGCAGGGAUGAAACCUGGGGGCAGUGGAGUGUAGGAAGUGCUCCCCCCCCCAAUGCCCUGGCUCCUGCCCACACUGCCCUGGUGUUGCUAGGCCCUGCUCAGUCACAAUGGCGAGGUUGCCUGUCACUUGUUCCCAGGCAGGAAGCUGCCCUGCCCUCCCUAGGCACAUUAACAAGCCUGGUCCUGCUACCUGGUUCCAGGCCCACAGCAGGUAGCUGCUGGGGACCUACCAACCCCCUGGGUGUGGGGCUGAGCCAGGCCCCGGGGCUGAGCCAGGCCCCCAGCACCUGCCAGCUUGGCCUGCAGCAUGCAGCCACCUCUGGGGGGGACCAGGCCCAGAGCCUCUGGAGAGACUAGGGUGGAGGAAACAUACCCAGCUCUGAGCAUGCAGCAGCUGAACUGCCACAUAGAACAGGCUGGAACGAUGAGUACAAUAGACCCAGGUGUUGCAGGGGGACUGAGGCCUUUUCUGGCUCUGGGAUAUGCGGUCCCAGGAGAAGGCACUGGAGGGUCCCCGGCAGCUGGCAUGGGGGAAGUGGUAAAAGCUUUCCUCUGCCCCAGGAAAGGGGGGGGGGGAAGGCCCAUUUCCGGGGCAUUGGAAGAACCCGCUGGGGCCCGUUCCUCAGCUCUGAGUCAGCUGGGCAUGGCAGCUCCACCCGCAUUCCAGUGCCUGGUGCCGGGACCCCCCUGCGCUGGCUUCUACCUACCCCUGAGGGCACAAGGAAUCUGGGAGAGCAUCCUGGGGGGGAGGAGCCAUCUUUGGGGUCCAGGGAGCCUGGGAGGGGGUGCAAGGGUGGUCUGGAAUCUGGGGUGGGGGACUGGUGUCCUGCGGGGGUGCAGUUUCCGUCUGGUGCGGCAGCUGGGCUGGGACCCAGGUGCCCUCCCUGCAGCCUCUGUCCCCCCCCCAACCCAACAGGUGUCACCCGUGGGUGCUGGUGCUGGCCGUGGUCCCCCUGCCCCUGCCCUCAUGCCGUUGGGCCUUGGGCGCCGGAAGAAGCCCCCCCCGCUGGUGGAGAACGAGGAGGCAGAGGUGGGGGGUGCGGGGCCAGGUGGGGGGGAUGGGGCAGGGGGUCCCGGAGGGCUGGGGGCCCUGCAGCCUGGCCUGCCUCCCCCGCCUGCUGGCCUGCGACCCCGCCUGGUCUUCCACACACAACUGGCACACGGCAGCCCCACAGGCCGCAUUGAGGGCUUCACCAAUGUGCGCGAGCUCUACGGCAAGAUCGCUGAGGCCUUCCACAUCCCCCCCACUGAGGUGAUGUUCUGCACCCUCAACACACACAAGGUGGACAUGGAGAAGCUGUUGGGGGGGCAGAUUGGCCUGGAGGAUUUCAUCUUUGCCCACACACGGGGGCAGCGCAAAGAAGUCGAGGUGCUCAAGGCUGAGGACGCUCUGGGGCUCACCAUCACUGACAAUGGGGCCGGCUAUGCCUUCAUCAAGCGCAUCAAGGAGGGCAGCGUGAUUGACCGCAUCCCCCUCAUCGGUGUGGGUGACAUGAUUGAAGCCAUUGAUGGGCGCAGCCUGCUUGGUGCCCGCCACUAUGAGGUGGCCAAGAUGCUCAAGGAGCUGCCCACGGGCCGGCGCUUCACUCUGCACCUUACUGAGCCCCUCAAGGCCUUUGAUAUGAUUGGGCAGCGGUCAUCAGGUGCCCGGCACGGGAGCAGUGCUCAGCUGGGCACAGGCAGGGGCACCCUCCGUUUGCGUGCCAAGGGGCCAGCCACCGUGGAGGAGCAGCCAUCAGCAUUUGAGGAACGGGCCAUCGAGAAGGUAGACGACCUGCUGGAGAGCUACAUGGGCAUCCGUGACACAGAGCUGGCAGCCACGAUGGUGGAGCUGGGCCGGGAUGCACGGAACCCGGACGAGCUGGCCCAGGCCCUGGAUGCGCAGCUCGGUGACUUCGCCUUCCCUGACGAGUUUGUCUUCGAUGUGUGGGGGGCCAUCGGUGAUGCCAAGGCUGGGCGUGGCUAGGAGGGGGUGGGGGGGCAGGAGGCACUGGCAGCCAGGAGCAGGCUGGGACCAGUCCCCAAAGCGGGGCAUC
Messenger RNA from Alligator sinensis (Chinese alligator), 2209 nucleotides. RefSeq names its product GIPC PDZ domain containing family member 1 (gene GIPC1). Lineage: Eukaryota; Metazoa; Chordata; Crocodylia; Alligatoridae. The record is from RefSeq and is a predicted model, not a curated record. Gene Ontology annotation, molecular function: protein binding. The coding region runs from base 481 to 2139 and encodes 552 amino acids. The transcript is spliced from 6 exons.